UUUAUUGUUUGCGACAAUAUUAUGAACGAUUAGAAUUCCUGAACAGAAAAUCAACAAAUAGACUUGCAACCAAGAAUCUUGGAAGAAACAUUUUGUAGACUGUGUAAAUACUAAAUUGCCAGCGACACUGCUGCAAACCUCCUAUAAUGAACUGUUCGAGAAGAUUAAUUGUAAAGCUGCAUGAUGUACGUAAAACUGAAAAUAGAGCAGCAAACAAAUGUAAUACGAGGAAUGAAAACAUUUCAAAAAUAUACAAGCGCAACUUCUGUGAUUUCCAAACUAAACGGAGGACCAGCUUUGAUAGUCACUAUUUAAAAUGCAAAGACUCAAACAAAUGCAAGGCACUACCACAUAAGGGCACUUCACAAAUGCCAUAUUAUAAAUGUGAUAGUUGCAAUUACGAAUCCACGAAUAAGAGUAGUUUCAUCAAACAUCAGUUGAUACAUAAAGAUCCUUCUCAGGUCCAAACAUACAGGUGUAACGACUGCGAAUACAAAACUAAGUACAAGAGUGAUAUCAAACGGCACCAACUGAAACACAAAGACCCUUCCCAGGUUCAAACGUAUAGUUGUAACGACUGCGAUUAUAAAACUAAAUACAAAGGUGAUAUCAAAAGCCAUCAACUGACACAUAAAGAUCCUGAGCUGAUUCAAAUGUAUAGGUGCAAUGACUGCGAUUACAAAACUAAAUACAAGGGAAAUAUCAACCUGCAUCAACUGGAACAUAAAGAUUCUUCACAGAUUCAAAUAUAUAGGUGUAACAACUGCGAUUACGAAACUAAAUACAAGACUAGAUUCAAAUGUCACCAGCUGAAACAUAAAGAUCCUUCACAGGUUAAAAUGUAUAGGUGUAACAACUGCGAUUACGAAACUAAAUACAAGGCUAGAUUCAAAUGUCACAAGCUGAAGCAUAAAGAUCCUUCGCAUGUUCAAAUGUAUAGGUGUAAUGACUGUGAUUACGAAACUAGAUACAGAGAAAAAAUUAAACACCACCUACUGAGACAUAAAGAUCCUUCGCUGGUUGAAACGUACAGGUGUAACGACUGCGAUUUCGAAACUAUAUACAGGGGUUAUUUUAUAAAACACCAACAGCAACAUAAGGAUCCUUCGCAGGUUCAAAUGUACAAGUGUAGUGACUGCGACUACGAAUCCAAACACAAGAAUAAAAUCAAACAACACAAACUGAAACAUGAAAAUCCUUCGCAGACCCAAAUGUACAGUUGUAAUGACUGCGAGUUCAAAAGUAAAUACAAGAAUAGUUUCAAAAGGCACCAACGGAAACAUAAACAUCCUUCGUAUCUUCAAAUGUACUGA
This is a messenger RNA of Anoplophora glabripennis (Asian longhorned beetle), 1313 nucleotides long. Its product is annotated as zinc finger protein 761-like. Gene Ontology annotation, molecular function: DNA-binding transcription factor activity, RNA polymerase II-specific; RNA polymerase II transcription regulatory region sequence-specific DNA binding. The transcript is spliced from 3 exons. Gene Ontology annotation, cellular component: nucleus. Bases 147 to 1313 code for a protein of 388 amino acids. The record is from RefSeq and is a predicted model, not a curated record. Gene Ontology annotation, biological process: regulation of transcription by RNA polymerase II. Lineage: Eukaryota; Metazoa; Arthropoda; Insecta; Coleoptera; Cerambycidae.